AUGUCAUUGCAAGAUAAGUGUCCCUUUACCAUCUCGGCCAUUCACCAAGCAAUGAAACAUAGAUGUUUCUCAAAAGGAAUCUCCGCUUGCAUUCCUCCUCCCGGAUUCGCCCAUCUGACCUCCUCACCGGUGGCAUACACGCGCCGAAACGAGCUGUUCAUGCAAAUGACUAGCCGCAAAGGCGUGGCUCGUUAUUUUGACGAGGUGGUCUCAAAGCAAGACCGUGAAGAGCUUCUGAUGACGGUUUCCUUGCUGACGUCAAACUCCGAUUUCUUCAUGUCGGUCAUCAGAAGCCAGUGCGGGUCGAGACGCGUGCAGGCGCUCCUAGGCAUGUCUGAUGACGUGGACGCGCUCUUUUGCGCCGCUAUCUUGCGCCGUUUCCUCGACGUCAUGACCAACAAGUUCGCAUCCUACGUGGCGACUCAAGCUAUGGUCGUUUUCGACCAGGUGAAGAAACAUGAGUUGUACGGGCACGCUAUCUACUACGCGCUCGACAUAGCGUGUGAUCACCAAGGCGGCAUGGUUCUCAAAAGGGCCAUAGCCGACGUGGAUGAUCCUAUCUACAAGAAUCAGCUACUAGACGUAGUCACCCGCAACGCUCUCCUAAUAAGCGCCGAUCGUUCAGGUAGUUUUGUGGUCCAACACGUGUUUAGCAUGAAUGACAUGCGUUACAAGCACAACGUGGCGGUUAGUCUUCGUGGCCAUUGUGUUGAUCUGUCGUUUAAGAAGUAUGGAAGAUACGUGGUGGAGAAGCUCUUGGAGGAUGAGGUGACGAUGGCUGUGGUGGUUAAGGAGCUUUUAGAGUGCGAUGGAGACAGGUUGAUGAGUCUGGCUUCUUGUGAGUUUGGGAGUUUGGUGGUGAGUAGGGCACUGGAGGUCACGGAGGAGAUGAAUAGAGACGAUUUGUUUUGGAGAUUGGUGCGGAAGCUGAUGCCUUUUCGCCACCUUUUGCUUAGGUCUCGUGUAUUCAGAAUUGUAAGCAUCUUGGAGAGGUGUUCUAUAACUAGAAGCAGCUGGAAUUAA
Molecule: messenger RNA, 1023 nt
Organism: Eruca vesicaria subsp. sativa (arugula)
Lineage: Eukaryota; Viridiplantae; Streptophyta; Magnoliopsida; Brassicales; Brassicaceae
Source: the annotation of a GenBank genome assembly